This is a messenger RNA of Mizuhopecten yessoensis (Yesso scallop), 5394 nucleotides long. RefSeq names its product ATP-dependent DNA helicase Q4-like. The record is from RefSeq and is a predicted model, not a curated record. Gene Ontology annotation, cellular component: nucleus; chromosome; cytoplasm. Gene Ontology annotation, biological process: double-strand break repair via homologous recombination; DNA replication. The transcript has 22 exons. Bases 50 to 4423 code for a protein of 1457 amino acids. Gene Ontology annotation, molecular function: 3'-5' DNA helicase activity; four-way junction helicase activity; ATP binding. Lineage: Eukaryota; Metazoa; Mollusca; Bivalvia; Pectinida; Pectinidae.
AAAUGGAACAUGGCGAUUGACAGAUGUAUGUACACAUGCUGACACAGACAUGGAUACAAUAUCUAGUCUAAAGAAAACCCUGAAGCAUUGGGAAACCCAAUUCUGCAAAGAUCAUAGUCGAAAACCAAAGCAGGAAGACAUUGAAGAGGCACCAGACGACAUCAAAGUUGCCUAUUCCCAGUACAGUAAGCUACGGAAGGAGGUGAAGAGUAAGAUAAAUUCAUCAUGUUCAAAGGCUACUGAUGACACAAAUUCCUCAAAAGAGUCGGGGAAGGAUAAGGACGGGGGUACUUCACACGGUGUUGCACCUCACAACAAAGUCAAUUCUGAGAAUCAGUUUACAGAUUUGGAUGAUGGAGGCAAUGAGGAGGAAUGUGUAGAUAAUUCAGUUAAAACACAAUAUUAUGAAAACCAUGACAACGGGACAUGUACAGACAAAUCAGCUGCAGAGCCAGAGAUUUGGGGAAAGCAGUUUGAUAAAAAACUUCCAAAGAGUUCUGUCGAUGUGAAGCCGAACAGUUCGAAGAAAAACAAUGUUUACUUAAAAGGCCUCGGCAGUAAAUUAUUCGCGAAUUCUAAAAAGUUUGGUGAGAAAGAGAUUAAAGAGCAGUCCUUUGUAAGCAGACAGUGGAAGCAGGCGGCGCGGCAAUGCGUCUCUACGGUAACACCAGCUGGAGACGAGGAGCAGAGUUUUACUUGUUUUGGUGACGAUUCAGAUGAUAUAGACCUGAUGUCUUCUGAUCAAGUGAUCAAUCAGACAGAAGAAAAACCCAUAGAAUCUUCAAAGUUAAACAUGUUUAGAAAAGCUGUUUCUCUUUCAAGUCAGAAAUCCUACAGUCUUCCUAAGUCAGGAGAGGAGGAAGUGGUUGUUAAUGAUAAAUACAGUACAACUUGUAAGGUCAGAAAUCAGAUUCCAGUCCUACCCAAAUCAUCAAAGGACAGCUACGAUUUUAGUGAACCAAAGGACGACGAAAUUGAUGGUACAGUAAAUACUGAGAAAGCAGAGUAUGAUACUGAACUACACAGCAUAGCAACCAAAAAACCCAGACAGAAAAAACCAAGAACAAACACGUCACUGGAGAGUGAAGAACAAUCUCACUUAGAAACAUCCAAACUCCGUAAAGACAGCGACAACAUAGAACUAGAUAUCAUAAAUAAAGUCGCAGCAAAGUGUGCAGAAACAGAAAUGGUAAAGAUUGCACCAACUAAGAAGACGUACCAGAAAUGGACAGGAGAGACGGUUACACCUGACUGUGUUCCUAUGGAAACGGAGCAAAGUAAAGAUGAGGAGGAGGAGGAUGUUCCUAUCAUUUCUAAGCAGAACAGGAAGCGGAAGAAAGACAAAUGUGAAGAUGAGGCUCAAAGAAAAAGGAAAAAAACUGAAGUUGAGGAAAAUAUAUGUAGUACAGGUGCGCCCCCUAGUGAUACAGGAGAUCUGUUGGGUGGUGGAGAUGAUGUCAAGUCCAGCGUUGCUCCCAGAAAACAGUCAGCAGCAGCCCCAGGGAGAAAAGUCUCCCAGAAUAAUUUUGUGCGCCUUAAUAUGAAAGUGAAAACUUACAAGCGUAAAGGAGGUAAAGGCAUGACAGGACCGCAGCACAAGCGCUUCAUGUGGAAACAAAAGAUGGCCGCCCGCAGUGCUAGUAGGGGAGACAACUGUUUCAAGUGCGGACAGCCGGGUCAUUGGGCAAACAAAUGUCCGGGUGGCUCCUCAAAAUCUGGAAAGUUUGGAGGUGGUGACAGACACGAGGAACCUGUCACUGAAGAGGAUUUCCCAAGUCUGCAGGAGGCAGCAAUGAUGGCAAAGGGUAUCAAGGUCAAUAAGUCAGAGGUCAAAAAAGAGAAAAGGGUGAAGAAGACACAGAAGGACACAGAGGAUGUUUCCCAGUAUUCUUCUGAAGACGAGGAUGACGAAGAUGUUCAGAUUGAGGCUGGGAUCACAAGAUCGGCCCCGGAGGAGGCAAUAGUGCCGCCCCCUAUUUCACCGUUUAUCACAUCCUGUACGGAAGAAACCCCAGAGGAUGUUUGGAAAGGCUUGAAGAUGUUUGGAUACGAUGCGUUCAGGAGAGGACAAGAAAGAGCUAUCAUGAGAAUUCUGUCUGGUCAGUCCACGCUGGUUGUCCUGUCGACAGGGGGAGGUAAAUCUCUGUGUUACCAGUUACCGGCCUAUCUAUAUGCCAAGAGGUCAAAGAGCAUCGCCCUGGUGAUAUCACCUCUUGUUUCCCUCAUGGAGGACCAGAUUACAGGUUUACCUGCUGGGUUACAUGGGGCUUGUCUUCACACCAACAUGACGCCCGCCCAGAAGGAAGGUGUUCUGGCUGCAGUCAAGGAUGGGCGUGUCCAUUUCCUGUUGGUGUCUCCGGAAGCAGUUGCUGGUGGAAGCAUGUCUUUGCUGAACUCAAGUGCUAACUUGCCAACAAUCUCCUUCGCCUGUAUAGAUGAGGCUCAUUGUCUGUCAGAGUGGUCUCAUAACUUCAGGCCUGCCUACCUCCGCCUCUGUAAGGUGUUACGUGAAAAGUUUGGUGUGCAUUGUUUCCUUGGUCUGACAGCUACUGCGACACUGUCAACUGCCAGUGAUGUUGCCAAACACAUCGGCAUUGUGGAUUGUGACGAGGCCGUUAUCCGGGGCCCACCUGUCCCGCGGAACCUGUUCCUGUCUGUGUCCCGUGACGAGGAUAGAGACCAGGCGCUGAUAGGAAUGCUACAAGGGAAGAGAUUUGCUGAGUGCGAGUCUAUCAUCGUCUACUGUACUCGACGUGAACAGACUGAACGAAUCGCCACACUCAUCAGGACCUGUCUGAAGGAGGAAAAGUCACAAGACUGGGAUGAUGGUCUCGGUAAAAAGAAAGGUGGAAGAAAAAAAUAUGCUUUCUGGGAUGCCGAGAGUUACCAUGCCGGUUUAACGCCAGCUCUGCGAAAACGGGUCCAAACCGCUUUCAUGUCAGGACGACUGAGGGUUGUUGUAGCAACGGUGGCCUUUGGGAUGGGCCUGGAUAAGUCAAAUGUCCGAGGAAUCGUCCACUACAAUCUCCCAAAAAGUUUUGAGAGCUACGUUCAGGAGAUCGGACGAGCGGGAAGGGACGGUAGAGACUCGCACUGUCACCUGUUUCUCGAUUCAGAGGGUAAAGACUUGUGUGAGCUGCGCCGUCACACCUAUGCCAACACUGUCGACUAUCGUACCCUCAAGAAAUUCAUCCAUAACAUUUUUGUGCCUUGUCACUGUAAAGCUGUACAGAAACUUCAGCAGGAAGCUCAGAGAGAAAAGGAAGAAUGCGAGGAAACAGCAAAAAUGUGUGCGACAGACUGGGAUGAAGGAGACAAUUUGACCACUGAGGAAGACACAAGUUUACCACCAGGGGGAAGCACUUGUGCAGCAACACCAGGGGCAGAUACUGUUGUAUCACCAGGGGGAGGCACUAGUGUACCUCCAGAGGGAGACACUGUUGCGGCAACACCAGGGGGAGACACAGGUGUAGCAGCAAAGCCCCGGCUUUGUCCCGGUCAUGAAAGGGCCAUGCCAAUAGAGGACACAGUGAUGAGUUUGGAUGUCAAAGAGGAAGGACUAUGUACACUGAUGUGCUACUUAGAAAACCAUUCUCAGAGGUGGCUACAAUCCAUGUCUAACGUGUACGCCAACUGUCAUAUACAGUGUUAUGGAGGCCCCAGUCAGCUACAGAAAUUUGCAAAGAAGUGUCCACCGGUUGCUGUGGCAAUAGCGAAGGCUAAGAAGAGUGGAAAGACCUUUAGUGACACUAACAGUCUGUCGUUUUCUGUGGUGGAGGUCAGUGACUGUAUGGGUUGGGCGUCCGGCCCAGUCAAGCGGGAGCUUAAGACACUUGCAUGGGACUUCAACCAACCAGGUGCACCAGGUCCUGUCAAAAGCGGGGUACUUGUGGAAUUCUCCGAUCUGGCAUUCCAUUUCCGCUCACCAGGUGAUCUUGAUGAUGACGAGUUGGAUGAUGUUCUCCAGUUCUUACAUGACAGGGUCCAAACACAGGAGAAAACAGAGACACAGCAACUCAAAUACCUAUACAACACUCUCAGGAGUGUUUCUCACAAGAACUAUUGGAUGUGCUCAGAUGAAUUUGACAAGAGAAAAGAUGAGAAAUUGAAAACGGUGAUUAUGGACUACUUUCAGGAACAGACAUUAUUAAAUAAGGCCUUGGAGGAAGCAGAUGACACAUCAGAGGUUCCACAAUAUGAACUUGGUCAACUCGCGACUGACAUUCGUCAGUUUGUGAACCUUUAUGGUACAGAACACAAGCUAAAUGGCCGAGCCGUGGCCAGAGUGCUCCAUGGAAUUGGUAGUCCCUGUUUCCCCCCGAACGUUUGGGGACGAAACCGACGUUUCUGGCGGGCACACAUGACCAUUGACUUCAACAUGGUAGUAAAGAUAGCGACUAAAGAGCUCAUCAGUAUGAGGUGACCCUUCCUCAGAGUCUUAAUACUAACAAAAUCGUUUGGCAAGGACAGAUGAAAUGGGGUCAAAAUAUUUUGAGUGGAUUUAUUAAUACACGAUCUGAUCAGUUAAAUAAAACUUCCUACAUCCUUUGAUCCUAAUUUCAUGCAAAUUUCUCAUUAUUAUAUCAGAUUGCAAGUAUGAUUGUAUUUGUAAAUGAAAAUACUUAAAAAACGUAAAAAGGUUUGUCUCCUUAUGUGUAUUUUGAGUGUUCCACAAUAAUAAGAAAGUUAGGGUCUGGACAUGUACACUGGUGUUAAACAAAUGUCUAAGGAAAGACAACUCCUGCUAAAUCACAGACUUGUGUGGUGUAGUAAACAUGACUCCUAUAAAAAGUGACAUUGUAUCUUGUAUUACAUUGCUACCAAAAUUAAGGUGACGUUUUAUUACCAGUGAAAGUACUCUUUAUUGCAAACUUAUGAUAAAUCCUUUGAUGCAACAUUUCAUGGAAACAGAAAUGUUAUUUAAUCAAAGAUUGAAAUAAAAUUGAGAUGAAGUCUUUGUGGUUUGGAAUGUAUGUUAUGAUUGUAUGUUAGAGCACAUCAACGGGAAUAGGUUUUAACAGAACUUUAACGUGUACAGUAAUAAUGUGAAAAAGACACCUCACAUCUCACUAUGUAUAUAUUGAAGACCGCCCUAUCUUGCUGGCUGGUUGUUUGGGUACAAAGUCAUGUCUACUAUUACUGUAAAUAAGACAGUUUCAGUCAUGUCUACUAUUACUGUAAAUAAGACAGUUUCAGUCAUGAUAAGGUAGAUUAAGAGGCCUUCCAAAGUAAAUGAGUAUUAAUUGUGAUGUCAUAAUUUAAUGUGUUGAUGAAUAUCAGUGUUGUAUGACGGUCGUAAGAGCAGGUGCAACAGAUUAGCAGUUAUUGUUACAUAUGUAUUAUCAGUGGACUCGAGAUUGAGGUGUGAAGCAAUGCUAUGUGAUUAAAAUUUAA